Molecule: messenger RNA, 733 nt
Organism: Anopheles gambiae (African malaria mosquito)
Lineage: Eukaryota; Metazoa; Arthropoda; Insecta; Diptera; Culicidae
Product: putative gustatory receptor 2a
Exons: 3
Coding region: 1-282 (93 amino acids)
Biological process (GO): sensory perception of taste
Cellular component (GO): membrane
Source: RefSeq, a predicted model, not a curated record
AUGGGACAGUUGCUGUACAAACGGCUGCACAGUGAUGAGGCAGAUUUGCUUGCAAAAAUGUUAGAAAACUUUUCGCUCCUGCUUCAACACACUCCAAUGUCCUUUUCACUCGGUGGUUUCUUCGAUAUGGAUUUUGUGCUGCUGAAGGAGAUCGCAGCCGCUAUUACAACGUACAUGGUAAUUUUCAUACAAUUCAUGCCCAAGGAGGAUACGCCAACAGACGCAACCACUGCAAGCAACUCAACUCUUGCUAAUAGUACAGCUACUGCGACGCCUGAAUGAAGAGUGAAAUCGAUGUAGUUACGUUGAAAGCUAUCUAGAAAUACACAGCAUUAGUAACUUAACUGUUUGGAAGAGCUACUUCAUGUUCACCCACCUGCAUUAAAGUGCCAUAGUCCAACCGGUACAUACUUAAUGCCGUCAUCGCAAACGGUUGAGUGGAUUCUAGUUUUAGCAGAAAGUGUUGUACCAUCUGCCAGCCCUGAUCGCACCGUAACUGCCACCGAAGGUGAAUGCAGUGUAGUAGCACCCGCGUACGAUGAAACUCCGACAAGAUGCGCUCGUUGGAGUGGAGAUUGAUCAUCAAACAGAUGAAUUUCGACGACAGACAACACUCCAAAUCUGCAACGUACAGUCAGAGAAAUUACUUGUUUUGUCUUAAACUUGUUUUGCACGCUACUUACACACUGAGUCAAACACUUUGCCGCUCAUAAACCCAUGAACAAUCCAGUAC